This is a messenger RNA of Podarcis lilfordi (Lilford's wall lizard), 19246 nucleotides long. NCBI's taxonomy places the organism in Eukaryota, Metazoa, Chordata, Lepidosauria, Squamata, Lacertidae. The record is from the annotation of a GenBank genome assembly.
CAACAGGAAAGCAAAGAUGCUGCUCCUCUUGGCAUCUCUCUGCCUCUGGACUUUCCCCCAGACCAGGGCAGCACCAUCUAGCACCCAGGAGAUGACCAGAGGAUUGGUGAGUCCAAGAUGCCUGGGUUCUCAGGAAAGAGCGGGGUCUGGGGGUUUAGGGUAAGGGUGCUAGGAGUCAGGACUCCUGAGGGUUUUUUGGGGGGGGGAUCUAGUGUUUAUGGGGAGAGAGGAGUUGGGACAGCAGAUUCUCUAGGAGAUCAUUAGGGUUCAGGGGUGGGGAGGAGUUCUGCAGGCCAGGACCCCCUUGGGAAGAAGCUGGUGCCUGGAAUUAGAGGGGGCUGUGGAAGGAUUUGUCGAUGCUUGUGAAAAAAAUAAAUAUGCCCAGGAGUUAGUAAUAAGUGGGAGCUGGACUCUGUCCCAAAGUCUCUGGGAGUGGGGUGAAGGAGGAGCUCCUAUCUCUUCACCUCUUGCCCCUGAAAGAGGGAUAAAAUCGAUCCAUUUCCUUGAGGUUUCAUGUUUCAAAUUGCCUGCUGUUGGGAAAUAAUUGAUCCCUUUAGUUAGUCCCUGUUUUCUUCCUCCUGCCCCCCUGCCUCAGUUCUCUAGGGAUAAUUUUUCGCCUCUUGGUAAUGUGCAAUCUGACCUUCGUAUCCUGUCCCCCCACCCCUUAUCUAUAGCCAUGGAAAAGGGUAUAUUCUGUCCUCUGUCCUCUGUUGGAGAAAAACUGACAGAUCUGCCACCAUCUGUCUGUCCUUUCUCAUUUGAUGCCUUUAAUUGUCCUUUUUGAGUGGUCCCCACCUCCCAAUACCAUCCUUUGCCCCGGGUGGGGGGACAAACCCCUCGAAUCUGCUUAUUUUUGAAUCAUUUUCUGAAUAUGCAAGGCAAGUUCAAAGAGUAGCUAUCCUCUGUAGCUUUGAGCCUGUACACUUGCUGAGCUCAGACUGUGUCUCAAUAAGUCUUCGCAUUCGGAUCCUGCAGAUUUUUCUAACUUUGCAUCCCACAGAUUCACCCCCAAGUCCCUGUGACUUGAUCAGCUCACUUAACAAAGUCAAGGAGUCCUGGUGGCUGAAGCUGCCCAUCACAUUUCCUUGUCGCUGCUCCUGUUGCAGGAUAGGAUAUCGCCACCCACCCUUCACACUCCUAAAUCCAGCGGGGGGUGCAAAAUUGAUAAUAUAAUCAGAUAGAGGAACUGUCAGAGACACAUGCAUGCUUCUGUGCUAACACAUCGAAAGAGGCUUCUGCGCAAGGGUGCUUUCAGAUGGGUGGUAAUUAUGGGAUGGAUGCUUCUCCAUGCACAACGGCAUCAAAAUGCCAACCUCUCUUACUGCCCAGCCUCAUUUAAUCUGGAUUGACCCUUUCCAGGAAAAAGCUGGCAAGCUUUUAUUUUAAAAGCCAGCUCUUUUGCAAAUGACCUGUUUUCAAUAUUACAAUGACCUGUUUUUACAGUAAUAAUCCCACACCUGGAAGAAACCUGACUAAAAAAUGCUAGCAUCCUCUUAGAUCAGGGGUCAGCAACCAUUUUCAGCCGUGGGCUGGUCCGCCGUCCCUCAGACCAUGUGGUGGGCCGGACUAUGUUUUUUUUUGGGGGGGGGAAUGAACGAAUUCCUAUGCCCCACAAGUAACCCAGAGAUGCAUUUUAAAUAAAAGGACACAUUCUACUCAUGUAAAAACACACUGAUUCCCGGACCGUCCGCAGGCCGGAUUGAGAAGGCAAUUGGGCUGCAUCCAGCCCACGGGCCUUAGGUUGCCUACCCCUGUCUUAGAUAAAGGAUGGUCUGCUUCCAGGAUGGAAGGCUUUGCUUAGAAUGAAUCAGUAUACCAUUGUGGCCCCGGGCUGCAGUUCAGCAAUGCACUUAUUAUUUGGAGCAGGGGGUCUCCCUUUAGCUGGCAGUGUGCCUUAGGGUGUUGCUUCCAGACAUAGGUCUCCUCGUGCUGCCAGACAAUUGUUCUUCUGCUGUUAAGGCACGAGUGGGAUUGCCGUUCACUCUCCAAACUUCAAGGACAUAUCCUUUGUUGAGUGUCACUUAGGGGUGGAGGAAGGUGCCUUAUCCUGAGUCAUCUCAUUGGUCCAUCUAGCUCAGUACUGUCUACUCGGACUGGCAGAAGCUCCCCAGGGUUUCAGGCAGCUCUACCUGCAGAUGCAAGCAGAAGUUCAAUCCCCAGCAAGGCAGAUGCUCUGCCACUAAGCUAUGUCUCUUUCCCAGGAGCUACUCCAAAAUACAAGCCAGAUUUGCAAUUUGGGAAGUGUCUUCCUGCUUGUUGUACUAAGUUCCUGCUCAUUGCCUCUGUGCCCUAAAGUCCUACCCUGAACGCACCACUAUCACUAUGUGCACCUGUUCUUCCUGGAACAGAAAACCAGGGCCCAGUUUUUCCCAGGGUUUAGCUCAUUGAAAGCAUUUGCCACCAAAAUUUGGGGGGCAGGACUCCUGCAUUUUGAAUAGAUCGGUGCCAGGCAGAACCCUUCAACCAAGUAAAUUGUUAAAGAUACAAGAUCCUUGCCAGGAAAAGUGGGACAUAAACUUGAAAGUCUCUGUGGCUUUUAACGAAGUGGAAACAUCUCAGCCGUGGCUCUAGCUGCCAGGAUCAGUUCAGAAGUCCAGUGCCGUCUUAAUAUCUUUCUCCUGCGUCAGCCUCUUUUCCAAGAGUAGUGCCAGGGGGAGCCAAGUGCACAGACAAGCUUGUAUCUGUAGGAUUGUGAACCAUUAAGAUGCUAGUGGCAUCUUUUUUUUCUGGGGGAGGGGUGUUAUUGGGUUGUUGUUUUUAUUUUGAUUGUAUAUGUAUAUGUGUAUGUGUAUGUGUAUGUGUAUAUGUAUAUGUAUAUGUAUAUGUAUAUAUAGUGGUUUUAAUGUUGGAUCUUUUCUGUGAACCUCCCUGAGACCUCCGGGGUAUAGGGCAGUUUGUAAAUUUAUAAAUAAAUAAUAAAAUAAUAGUGGCAGGCAUGGGGCUGUGUGCACCAUAUCCAUUCAUUUCCUUUGGGCAUACUUGGGGCGUUUUUCUUUAGACGCCCCCAAACAGCAACAUUUAGGUUUCCUGUAUCUAUGAAUCAGAUGAACAAACCACAUUAAAUAGAUUGUGGAGGAGUGCUUUUCUCAAAAUACUUUUUGUGGCAUUCAAGCAGCACACGAGACACUCAAAACUGAAACUAAAAUUGAGGGCCACAUAAAAAUGCACCCGUUGGAUGCUCAUGCCUCUCAUGUUCUGAGCGUGAUUGCCAUAACUGACCAUUGAAAUAGACUUCCCUUCCCCCAUUUCCCCCAAAUCAAACUUGCUAGAGACUCUGGAUUUUUACUGCUAAUACCUGCAACAUGCAGCUUGGCUCACUUCCUUGAGUAACCUCCUGCUAUCCUUUCCUCAGACAACUACAUUUUGCAGUGUGCCUAAUCCCUCUUAGCAAAGCCACUUAAAUAAUGCAAACAGAGUCCAGAGAGAAAAGUUAUGAUAACAGUUUGCUGAGCAGAAUAAAGAAAAAUAGUGUAUAAUAAAAAGAACAAAGAGAUUUUGUCUUUCCUGGUUCAGAUCUUGUACAACACAUAUAGAGGAAAAUUCCCUCAAAACUAAACAGCCAAGGAAGGAUCAUGCCUGUAUAGUUGCUAAGCAACACCAUUUGACUUUAACAUUAACAGGAUUAACACUUAAGUCACAAACGGAAUGAUCUCUGCUGUUUGCACUUCCAACAAUCUCUGGCUGUGUGGGAUCAUAUUCUAGAUUAGCAGUAGAGCUUUACACACCAAACCAGACUAUGUGGGCUAUGUUCUCUUCCUCCUCCACGAUUCUUUUGCUUCUUUACACAGCGCAUAAUUGGCGUGUGGAAUUAACUGCUGCAAAAUGUGAUGAUGGUUGCUGGUUUCGAUGGCUUCAAAAGGGGAGCAGAAAAAUUUGCAAAGGGCAGGUCUAACAGCUGUGGCUCAAUGGAGCAUCCAUGUUCAGAGACAGUGUAUCACUGAACAGUACCGGUUGCUGGGGAACAAUUUCCUCCUUUCCCUGCUUGUGGGCUCCAUUAGUGACGAUGAACGCAAUUAAUAUUGCAGAGUGUUCGGCACAUUUUCAAAAGUGCUUUUAUUAUAAAUGAUUCAUAAUACACUUUCAGGCAGGUUUUGCGGUGUUGCGGGAUGCGGCAAUAAGACCCUCCCUCCUCUUUGCACCAUUUUUUUUAUGCUCACCCCACUUCUUUGGAGAGGGGAGAUCCCUUCCAACUAGUAGAUCUGGGGAUCUAGGCGCUCUUGAUUUGGACUCCUUCCACUGGUUCCCAUGGCUACCUAUUUUGUGCUUCCUCUGGGAAGAUGAUUUCCGCCAGCCGCUUGACCUUUCUAAGAGAAAAUGGCAACUCACCCAUAUCCCACCAGCUGGAAACAGCAGGGCGUGUGUUCGCGCCUCUGUGCAGAUAGAUAGAUACACAGAAGGAGAAAGGUCCAUCCUGGAAACUGGUGCAAAAGGGCUGGUUGUGGGGAGGUCAUGGGGGUCCAGAGAAACUAGGGGGCGGCUCUUGGAUUCCACAGCAGCCUUCAGGGAACAAAACAAAGGGGCCUUUGAGCAGGGCAGGGGGCUGUGGUGAAUCGGGAAUCUGUGAAGCUCACUCAGGCCAACCCUCCAGCCCAGAGGAUGUUGCUGGGAGCUCCCCCAUGAGAUCAGCGCUCGGUCUUUGCAGCAUCCCCUUCUAGGACUACAUAGGAAACAGCCUUACACCAAGCCAGGCAGGCUGUCCAUCCAUUUAGCCUUGUGCUGUCAGCUCAGACUGACAGCAGAGUGUUGAGCAGAGAAGGCUUUCCCAUCACUCUUCCUCCAAGGGCUGGAGCUCAGUGACAGAGCAUCCGCCUUCCAAAAUAUCCAAGGUUCAACCCCUGAUAUCUCCAGGAGAGACCCAUGUCUGAUACCCUAGAGCAGGGGUCAGCAAACUUUUUCAGCAGGGGACCGGUCCACUGUCCCUCAGCCCUUGUGGGGGGCCAGACUAUAUUUUGAGGGGGGAAAUGAACCAAUUCCUAUGCCCCACAAAUAACCCAGAGAUGCAUUUUAAAUAAAAGGACACAUUCUACUCAUGUAAAAACACGCUGAUUCCCAGACCAUCCAAGGGCCGGAUUGAGAAGGCGAUGGGGCCGGAUCCGGCCCCCGGGCCUUAGUUUGCUGACCCCUGCCCUAGAGAGCCGCUGCCCUCAACUGCCCUGAUUAAAUGGGGACAUCCCAUUUUGGGGCCGCAAUCUUGCGCAGGUCAUGUGACUUGCACAAGGAGACACACAUCCCUGUUUUCCACAGUGACAUGUUGGCGGACAUGUCAUUGUGGACAGGACAGAGUUUGCUUGCUUGUGAUUUGUUUAUGCAUAUUGAUAUUUCUAGAUUACCUUUCCAUGGGGUAGGCAGCUAAUACUGAAAGGCAGCAAAAGCUUGUAUAAACCUUGCAUGCACAAUACAGUAAAAAAAAGCCCCAAUCUUUCAAACUGAAAACAAAAGAAAGCUUCAUUCUGUUGUUUGUAUCCACGAAUCCUCUCCCUGUCCCACAGCAGGCUGAAGUGGUGUGCAAUUCCAGAGCAGUUAUCACAUCGCUUGCUCCUUGUGUGAACAAGGGGCACGGGUUCAGCAAGCCAUCACCAUUAAUUUAGGCUUUCUGUGCAGUCUUGCCCCAGAAAACCCAUGUCAGGUGUUGAAUUUAUACCAAGGGCUUAUCCACACCCCUGUUUGCUGUGCUGCUUUCUCCCUGGGAAACCUGCGGUUUAGCGCUGAAUGGAAACAAAUCGUUUCCCAUGGAUUGCUGUUUGUUCUGAUUUAGCACUAAAGAGCAGGUUUUCUGGGAGAAGCUGCUCAGGACCAUGCCAGGAAAGAGCAAGACAAUGGACUGUUGAUAUUGCUGGCCUCGAGCCUUUUUUAAGGAUGAGCAGAGCCACUUUCAGAGAGCAGGUUUUCUGAAGCACCUCCCUCCUUCAUUAAACCUCACGGCAGCAGCAUUUAACAGAGAUGGGGACACACUCGACAGAGAGGUUUGGCAAAGCGCUCUGCAAAGUGCCUCUCCCCUCCAUUAAACAGCUUGCCUGGACCAUCUGCAGCCCGUGCUGUUCGCUCGCUCACAUGCCUGCCGUUCUCCCAUCGUGAUGGAGUUUGGCAAUCACACAAACUACAGUGUGGCUCCAGCCUUCCCUUGUUAUAUAUAUAUAUAUAUACUGUAUAUAGCAGAGUGUGUGUGUAUGCACAGACUUAGACAAGCUUGGCAGAUCAUGAAGCCCAUUGUAGGAAAACUUCAUCAAAAGCCAGUUUGGAUACAAAGCAUUAGAGUCCUUAUAAACAUGCAAAGCAUAAUAGAAACUCUCAACACCUUCAGCUGAAUCCAUUCUUAGAGGCCCACGAGACAAAUUAUGCGAUUAAAAGUUUGUUUUGAACUCUGAGAGCCGCAGUGGAAAGCUUCCUCAAGGGACCCUCUUGGCAGAUUCACAAAGUUUAUACACAUGCAUUCAUAUAGAGGCUUGAGGGCCCCUUGAGUCCUCCGUUUCCUCAGGGAAACCUCGAGAACACAGGCUACAUACACAAGUGUAUGCCUUUAAGGCACAUUCUUUACCCCAAAGCAUCCUGGGCACUGUAGUUUGUUGAGGGUUUCUGGGAACUGCAAGGCUGCGAGGGGUUAACCACAGGUGCCCAGAAUUCUUUGAGGACAAAGAACAUACCUCAAAUGUACUUUAAAGGUACAGUGUGUACACAGCCCAGGAAGCUGCAUGGGACGUGGGUGGUGCUGUGGUCUAAACCACUGAGCCUCUUGAGCUUGCUGAUCGGAAGGUCGGCGGUUUGAAUCCCCGUGACAGAGUGAGCGCCCGUUGCUCUGUCCCAGCUCCUGCCAACGCAGCUGAUCGAAAGCAUGCCAGCGCAAGUAGAUAAAUAGGUACCACUGUGGCAGGAAGGUAAAUGGCAUUACCGUGUGCUCUGGUUUCCAUCACAGUGUUCCGUUGUGCUGGCCACAUGACCCAGAAAGCUGUCUGUGGACAAACGCCGGCCCCCUCGGCCUGAAAGCCAAAUGAUUGCCGCAACCCCAGAGUCACCUUUGACUGGACUUAACCGUCCAGGGGUCCUUUACCUUUACCUUUAGGAAGCUGCAAGAGUUUGGAAGCUGGUCAAGUGUCUAGCUCCCUGUCUCACGCCUGUCAUUUUCACAAUUUUCUUUGAGAAUUGAAGAACAACCUUACUGGAGCAGACUGUGGGUCUGUGUCAUAGUUCUUCUCAGAGAAGGGUCAUUUAAAUCAAAGGGCACAGACAUCCUCAGUCCAUUGAUUUCAGUGUGUCUGCUCUGAGGAGGUGCAACAAGGGGGCAAAGUGUCUAGCCCAGUAUCCCCACAAGCAAGAGAGCAGACCUCUUGCCCUGUUAAGCCCCAGCAAUUCAUACUCAGAGUCACACUAUCUCUGAGCCUCGUGGGUGCCUCUGGGCACCAGGCUGGCCCCAUGUACCUAGCCAUCAUGACUAGUAGCCAUUUAUAAAUCUAUCUUCUGUGAGUUUGUUUAGUCCUCUUUGAAAGGGGUCAUCACCACAAUCUUGUGACAGCAAGUUCCAAAAAUAGUAAAUAUAAUAAUGACCUGGGGAAAGAAGAACUGUCCUUUUGUCUGUUUGGGAUCUCCUGGCAGUUGGUUUCAUUGGCUAGCUCAUUUCUUCCACUCUUUCACCAGCUCUUGUGUUCAUCCCUUCCUUUCUCUCUCUCUCUCUCUCUCUCUCUCUCUCUCUCUCUCUCCAUCCUUCACCGACUGCCUGUAAAAUAAAGGGCACUUUGGAGUGCCUACCUGGCUGGCUGAUUUAAGGUGCAUGCCGGCGUUUGCUGAAACUGCCUUCUUCCUGCAGCUCAUUAAUCACAUGCUGCCAUUUCCAAGAUACUUUGGGCAAAGCCUUGGGCAUGAAGCUGGUCCCAGACUAAUACAUAUCUUUGUAGUUCAGAUAUGCCAGAAGAGGAAGGAAAGCUUGGCGCCUUUAUUCAGAAUAGGUGAAGGAAUCAGGUGCGGUGAGAGGAGCUGCAGGGCUGUGCUUUAGCCCUAUCCCACUGUUGCCACAGAAUCAUAGAUUCGGAAGGGACCCCAAGUGUCAUCUAGUCCAACCCCCUGCAAUGCAGAAAUUGUGGGGACAACUUCUGAGCGGAGCACCUUGCAAGGCAGCAAGAAGGCUGCCCUCCCCCCACGUGAUUUAGAACCCUGGGGAAAUUGUGGUUUUAAAGCAUGCAGAAGGUGCUUUCCAAUUUGGUGAUAGUUGGAGGAGUCGGAUGGCUUGGGGGUGGGGGGCUAUAUAUCGGACUCCUACUAUCUGCAUGCUAAUUUCCCGAGAUGAUUUUAUCUUUUAAAAAGGAAAAGCCAUUUCCUCUUUAUUUAGCUAAGAAAGAUACAGGGGUGUUGCGGGGUUUGUGUGUGCAUGUUUGUUUGUUUCCCUUCAGAGAGUCCAAGCCUCUGCAGGCAUAAAAAGUUCUUUUUCCUUGCUCUCAAUUCCCCUCAAGUAGCAAGAAAGGCACCACUCACUUCAGGGGAAAGGAAGGGGAAGUUGGGAAUCCCCUCAUGAAUAUCUGUCCUCCUCAGUCACAAAAAAUAAUUAGAAGACCAAACAUGGACUGAAAUAAUUGGGGGGGGGGAGUCCCCCUCAUCCAUGCUAAAAUCAGAAUAGAAUGUGAUGGGGUUUUUUUAGCUCUGAUCCUGCAUUCACUUGAAUACAGACGGCUGAAAAUCGCAGAUGGGGUCAGGGAUACACACUCAAGUCCCAUCCUCCAGCAGCCACAGGUGUGCAGACUCCUCUUUAGAUCAUGGUCACAUUGAACACCAAGGUCUGCAAAGGAUUUCUAAGAGAGUUAUGUCUUAUGAGGCACGGGGAGGUUCCUAAGCAUGCUGAGCAGAAGGCACUUAGGAACCUCCUGCAGAUCUUUGCACAACAGCCCAAAGAGCAGGCUGCUUGCCCAGGUCUCAUGUGUGCACUUGUGUUUUUAGGAAAAACCCUGAGCAGGGUCAUACAAGACUUCAGGUUUGUUUGAUUAACUUUGCUCUUUUCACUCAAACCCCCAAAUCUACCAAACAGCUGCAAAAAGGAAGCAAGAGUUUUUUUAAAAUGGAGUGUUCCAAGUAUUGCCCCAUCUGCACUAUACAUCAAAACAGGUAUCAUAGCACUUUGUACAGUCAUGGUUUCCCCCAGAGGAUCAUGGGAAGUGCAGUUUGUCAAGGAUGUUGAGAGUUCCUCAAUUCCUCUCACAGAGUCACAGUUCCAAGAGUUCCCAGGAAUUCCUUGUACUGACUAACAAACCCCCACUAAUUAUGUCCUCGCAGGAGUGGUUAACCCGCUACGGCUACCUCCCUCAACCGGACCCAAGGGCAGCUCGCCUUCAAAGCCCAGAGGAACUGAAAAGCGCCAUCAGAACAAUGCAAAGAUUUGCAGGACUGCCUGUGACCGGGACGAUGGGUAUGUACUGGGAGAACGUCAAUCUGGUUACACCUUCUCCCCACCCCCAGUGUUGGUUGGGAUGUGUUGCCGUCUCUCUUUCCGGCAGGUCUCUUGGGUGUCAGAUCUCAGCCUUUCACACCAGGGAAAGUGUAAGUAAAAACGUCUCUAAGCGUGUGUAGAUUGCUCUUGCCUGCGCAAUGAGGGCCUGUCUCAUACGACACGUAGCCAGUUCACAGCUGUCUGUCAUGUUUUCCAUUAUGAUCUAUGUGGUCGGAGCCCAUAUGCACCUCUUAAAGUUUGACAGGAGCAUGUGUCUAAAGAUCAGGCCUGUCAGGCUGAAAAGGUUCCUCACCCAGGAGAGGUGGUCCCGUAGGUACGAGGGUCCUAGGCUGUAUAGGGCUUUAAAGGUUAAAACCAGCACCUUAAACCUGAUCCUGUACUCCACCGGGAGCCAGUGCAGCUGGUAUAGCACUGGGCGAAUGUGAUCCUGCAGCGAGGACCCCAUAAGGAGUCUCGCCGCGGCAUUCUGCAUCCGCUGGAGUUUCUGGGUCAGUCUCAAGGGCAGCCCCACGUAGAGUGAGGUACAAUAACCGAGUCUGGAGGUGACCGUCGCGUGGAUCACAGUGGCUGGGUCAGGGCGAGAGAGGUAAGGAGCCAACUGGCACGUCCCACGGAGGACCUUACGGUCUUCAAACAAAAACAUCUUGGAGGUCCUGGGCCACAGGGAGGUUAGGCUGGCCUCAACCAGAACCAGGGUUUUUUCGGCUGUGGCUCCGAUCUGGUGGAACGCUCUGUCACAAGUGACUAGGGCCCUGCGGGACUUGACAUGUUUCUGCAGGGCCUGCAAGACAGAGCUGUUCCACCAGGCCUUUGGCCAAGGCACAGCCUGACCCCCACCCCCACCCCUUUGGUAAUCCACACAGAACUCUGGCCCAAUGGUUGCCAUUAAUUUGAUUUUGAACUGAUUUUAGAAUGAAUUGAUUUUAGAAUGCUGUAUUACUUUACUGUUGUUAGCUGCCCUGAGCCCGGCUUUGGCUGGGGAGGGUGGGAUAGAAAUAAAUUAUUAUCAUCAUCAUCAUCAUCAUCAUCAUCUACAGGACGUUGGGCCCAGAGCUGUGUAGUCAAUGUAGUCACCUGCAGAAAAGAUGUGUUUGGGACCUUAGCAGGGCUCCUCAGGAGUACGCCUGGUGCUCCAAGUUGAAUUCUGGAGCACAGCUGGUCUCAGCUGGAGGGCAGGGCUCUAGCUUCAGUGGGGGCAUGUGCUAGGCCCAGAAUCCAGGGACGACAGGCCACUAGUUGCAGAUCCAGGAAGCAAAGUCAUGCCAGGUUCUGGAAGGCAAGGCAUAGCCCACGUCCAGAUACACAACCUCCAAAGCAAGCAAGAGAGGUGGGCAGCACCCUGGAGAGCUCCAAGUGGUGGGACAAGAAAGGUUUGGGGGAAACCGAUCCAGCAAUCAUAAAAUCUUAGCUGAGUCUUGGGGCUCGUCCACACUUCUGCUUGUUGUGUGCUAAGAAAGCGCAGGUCCGAGACGUUUUCUGCUUGUCCCGUGCUUGCUUUAAGAGCAUGGUGUGGAUGUGGCCUAUGUUCCUCUCCUUUGCAGACCAGAAGACCUUGGACAUGAUGAGCCACCCUCGCUGUUCCCUUCCUGACAUUAUUGGCACCUCGGAGUUGAUGCGUCGCCGGCGCAGGAGGAGACGCUAUGCUCUCAGCGACAGUGUCUGGACGAAGACCAGCUUGACAUGGCAGUAAGCAGAGGGUGGGGUUGAGUGGGUAAAACCACAUCUCACUUCCUGUUACUCUUUUCUUCCUGUGGUUUUGCACUAAAAUAUUUUAAUGGUGUCGGUUUGCGUCGCUAUAAAUGAUUUGUUUCCAUUUCCCACUAUUUUUAAUUUAUUCUAGACAUCCUGUCGUUUUCUUACCUUUUUUGGGCAGGUGUCAGGAAUCUUUGGCCCGCUAGAAGAUGCCGAACUACAAUUCCCAUCCUCUUUACCCCUUGGCCAUGCUUGCUAGGGCUGAUGGGAGUUGUAGUUCAGCAACAGCUGGAAGGCCAAAGACUCUUCACCCUCACUUUAUGGGUUGCAUCCAACUAAGAGAAGGCCCUCUGAAAUUAAUGGGCCUAAGUUCGUCAUACCUCUCAUUUCCAAUGGAUCUCUUCUGGGUAGGUACAACAUUGGAUAGAACCCAGGGUUCCAUCUUUUUGCUCACAACCCUGUCAGUCUGUUGCCUUCCUCUCCCUUAUUCCCUCGUUUUUCAUUUUCCCACUGCAGCAUCCGUUCCUUCCCCCGCACCUCCCAGUUGUCCUCCUAUAAAGUCCGGGAACUUAUUUCCCUUGCCUUCCGGGCCUGGAGCCGUUCCUCAGCUUUGACCUUCCGAGAGGAGACUUCUGGGCAAGCUGACAUCGUGGUGGACUUCAGCCGCUCCUAUCACGAAGACAGCUACCCUUUCGAUGGGCCGGGAGGCACCCUGGCCCACGCCUUUUUCCCCGGGGAACACCCCAUUUCUGGCGACACUCAUUUCGAUGAUGAAGAGACAUGGAUACAUGACCCGGACAACAAGUAUCCAGGUACCUUCAGAAUCAGGGUCCCUCCAGACAUCCUUUUAGUUGUGUGUUUUCAUGAUGAUUUGCACUUGUGUUGCGAUCUAGGAGGCAGGGGCGUCUUACCCAUACAGGCUAGUGGCGCGGGGCGCCAGGGCGCCAAGUUCUGGAGGGCACCAGGGAAGAGGUGGAGGCUGGACACAGUACCUCCUGGCAUCAGCUUGCCGCCCUCACCCGCCUCCGCCAUGCUGCACCAAAGCAGCGCCACGCCCAGAGCCUUCGUUUGCCGUGGCCACCACGGCAUGAAGCUGCCGGCUGAGGCGGGAGGCGCCGUGUCCAGCCUCUGUCUCUUUCCCGCCGGAGGAGCCGCCCUCCUCCAGCCCCGCCAGCAGCGCCGUCCUCCCUAAAAAAAGGUGGGCAACUCUGGGAAACGGGGGGGGGGGCGCCGGAGGGAGUUUUGCACCACGGCACCAGAUAUGCUUAAGACGGCCCUGCUAGGAAGUCAGACACUAUUCCGGCUUUCGAUACCAUUUGCACCCGCAAAUGUUCUGGGACUGUUGCACCCGCUUCCUUUCAUUCCAGUACCUUCCUGCUGAAAUCACACCGCAAAUGCUUUGGCGUAUAUUUUUGCCCCCGCUUUUGUUGCACUGUAGCUCCCUUUGGAUAGCAAGAAUGGGGAAGCAUUGGGGAUACAUCGCAGCGCAAACUAAUGCAGAACAAACCCUUCGCUGAUGUGCUGUUGUUGUGUCGAGAACAUGCUGAGGAAUACACCACAAUAAAACACCUGAUUGGAGAGGCUGGCAGGGAGAAGAAGCCAAGCCCAUGGGUAACCUUUCCCUUUUCUCCUGAUAUCAGGUCGAGGCACAGAUCUCUUUGCUGUAGCAGUUCACGAAUUUGGCCAUGCCUUGGGGCUGUCUCAUUCUUCCAUCAAGGAAUCUAUCAUGAUGCCCUAUUACCAGGGACCUGUUGGGUCGCCUGAGCUCUACCAGCUGCCGCAGGAUGAUGCCAUGGGGAUUGAACAACUCUAUGGUGAGAGACUAGCCAGUCCCCUCCUGUUUUCAUCUGCUGUCUUCCCAUCUCGAUGGCCAGUGUUUCUUCUCCUUCCUCCAAUCACAUCCUGUCCCUUCCUUCCUUCCUUUCUGUAUCCUUUUAUAACACGCCCAACACACACAUAGACACACCGUUGGCAACCAGGGUGCAGUAAAAUACACCCAGUGCAAUUUGCCAACACCCUGCCCCAAAUAACCUACUAAGAGAGCAGGAGCUGUAAAUUCCACACUGGCUGGUUAAAGACCUAGAUCAGCCUUGUAAGUGAGCGAGCUUAGCAGAGGAGGGAAGGAGCACUUCGCCCCUCCUCUGCCAAGCCAGCUCACUCACCUGCAUAGAAUUCCUAGCUGCCUAUACUGACCAGGCGACUGCUGAAAUCCAAGGCUGACCUAGCAAACUUCUCCAGCCGCCACAAGAAUCUGGGCCCCUUCCAAAGCGGAGACGGGGAGGCCUACAUCAUCCACUGAGUUCAGGCACAAAGGUGACCUCAGAUAGCACAGCAGGUGUGUCUUGGGCAUAGAUUUCUCUGCAUCUCUGCACACGCCGCCCCUUUCGGGUUGUCCUCUUUCUUCCAUCUCAGUUUCUGCUUUUUCUUUCAUAAUGUCACUGCUUGCUUCAUUUUCUUGUAAGCGUCUAUUUUUGACAUCCUGUCAUAGAGUUGCAUAAGGUGAGGCAAGGCCAUCUAUACUUUGCCUCUAGAGAGUAUCUCAAUUUCUCUGUUCCAUCAUCCUUCUGAAUACAUACGUAUUCUCUCUUCCGUUUUCUCCCAUGUCAGAGAACACCUUGUGCUUGAAUGCAUGUUUCAUGUUUUUUUCUGACUCGUUUCCCCCCCCCCGUUGUUGUUUUUUAAAAAUUCCCUGCAGGUAAGCGUCCAUCAGGUUCAUACCCAGAUUCCGAUAUCCCAAAAUUUCCAGUCCCCACAGACCUUCCAAUCCCUGACCUGCCACCCGACAGACCCACGCAAGGGUGAGUAUCCUUCCUUAUCAUAUGGAAACCCCACAAGAAGUGGGUAUUUUCAGAUGUUGCUGACCUAUAGCCCACAGCAUCCAGGACCCCAUGAGCUAUACAGAGUGGGGUUGAUGGGAGUCAUAGUCCAAAACAUCUGGAAGGUACUACCUAGGCUACCCCUGCUGUAGGCGUUGGAGCUAAAUUAACUGUGAGGGAAUACGGACUAGCUAUGGCACAGAAACCCAGAAAAACCAAAAAACCUAGUCAACAGCAAAGUUUUCUUUGGGUUGUCUUAGCAUACUGGCUGGUAGCUUUGGAUACACCAGGGCAACUGACAGGAAAUGAGCAGCCCUGGCCAGUCAGGUCAGAGAGUGAAGAUGGGAUCUGAUGACUGAAAACAGGAGAUGGGGGAAACUUGGCUGGAUUCUUUCAGGCCCCCAGAGCCCAGUAUCCCAUCAGUACUUCCUGAUGAGAUCCAACAUAGGCCAACAGCUACACUGGUGCACCUUAAUCUGGGUCUCUCUAGGCUUAACUUGCCUUGAGGAAGCUGUUUUGUUUUUCUCUUGUUUUCAGUUCCCCUUUUUGUGUAUUUGGGAGCAUAUGAACAACCUAGCUGACAAGGUUCAUAAGAGGAAAAGGGAACCUAAACACUGCAGUGUUGCUUAUUGGUGACCCUCUAUAAUCAUUGGCCGAACUUCUGUGAUGUCACAACAGGUCCGCUUGAAAUUCCAGAAUAGUCAUGUUAGUUCCAGGGGCGGGUGGGGUGGGUGAGAAACAAAGAAUCUAUUAGUACCUUCAAGGCCAGCUAGCCUAUUUGUACAGUCCACUUUUGCUAAAGUGGUAAGUGGGCAUCAUGCAAGGAGGGGCUUCAGGGGAUACAAAGGUAAACUGGGAAAUGGGGAGAGCUGAAAGAAACUGAAAUGCCAGAGCACUUCCUGAUAGCCGAGUUGUGAAACACAAAGGUCUGUUGUAGGCAGGUGUUUCACACACUGUGAUCUGCUAGACUGGGGUCAGUCUGCUCAAUGGGGGAACCUCAAACUGGUCCCAGGAACAAGAGGAGCUGCACGAAGCUGGGAGCCAGACUUGGGACUCAGACUUGAGCAGACACAUGGGCAAAAAAUCAAGGAGAGGCUGCGAGGGGAACAGGAAGAGUUGUCUGUACUGUUUGGGUGUGGGCUGCAGAGUUAAAUAACCAGUUGGGUACUUUAAAGUUGCUUUGAGACUCUUUGUUCUACACAAGCGAUGAAUGUGUAGAAUAAUAUAGGGUAAGAACCAGCCAGAUCUUGAUCUCACAAAUCCUGUUAGCAGCAAUCCUGAGCGCGCGCCCCCCUCUCUUUCAGGCCACGUCCACCAUCACCUGAUCGCUGUGAGGCCCGGUUUGAUGCUAUCGCCAACAUCCGUGGGGAAGUUUUCUUCUUCAAGAGUAAGUAAAGCAAACCCCCCCCCCCCAUACUCCAGAUUAGCUGGCUUGGGAGCGGGCAGGGGGCACCCGAACCUUUUGCUGGGAGAACAAAUCUUUGAUUUCCAGACUCACACGUAAUUUGGCCCACUGGACCUGCAGGGCAACAUAUCCUUCUCUUAUCCAAAGGACUCCAUGUGCAUAAGAAUUGCGGUGCGACCAUUUCCUGCUAGUUUGAUGGGAGGUGGGAUCCUUUUCCAGCAGCCACCUAUAAUAAUGACUUUUUAAACGCAGCGAAUGGUUGCACAGGUUACUUUGAGAAGAGCCAUAUCUCUAUGAUCUGCUUGGCAAGUGGUCCCCGGUGCAGUCUCCAGGUAGAGAACCCCACCGGAAAUUCUGGACAGCUGCUGCCAGCCAGUGUAGACAGCUAGAUAGACCCCCUUGGUCUGACUCAGCCCCAGAAGGGAGCUUCUGGUGCUCCAAUGAUCAUAUAAUUGUGCUCUUUGAACACACUUUCCCCUGUGCCACCUCCUUGCAAAAGAACAAUUCUCUGAUUGGCAUUUGUAAAGUUUUCUGUGGCAUGUUGUUUGCCUUCUGGAGUUUUCAAACAGUGGGUUUAGGAGAGGCAACUGUUAUUUGGUUUCUGAGCUGGCUAAUAGCACCCUAUAUAACCCCUUUCACAGAAAAACAUUUCUGGAGGCUGCAACCAAGCCAGCACCUGGUUUCCCUAGAGCCGGCACAGACGCUGCGGUUUUGGAACGGGCUUCCCCAGGAUUUCAAGGCCAUUGAUGCUGCCUAUGAACGGGCCAAUGACAGCCAAAUUGUGUUCUUCAUUGGUGAGUGUGACGCACUGACAAUCGAAGACGGGGCUUCUGGUCUCUUUGGAAGUAGAGUGCAGUCGAAUAUUUAAAGAAGGGUGAUAACUGGGAGAAUGAACUUCCCUUUAGGAUUUUUUUCUGGAACCCUGGGAAUUGGGAGGUUUCCUGGAUCCAGCUGCAGGAAUCCAAGCAAUGUGAAAUCUUAAGUAUUCACCUGCAGCAGCGAGGAGGCUGAGCUUGCAAUUCAGAGUGGUGGCAUAUAUGUGCAGACUAAUAACAACCACUCUAGGGUGCAAAUGUACAACAUCCUGGGAGCUGAAAUCUUGUGAAGAAGCUUCCCUUUUCAAACCAUUUCUAAUUUUAUUUGAACAUUGCGUAUGUAUUAAAAUGUGCGCUAGGCCGUAAGGUCUGACAUACUUACACUUUUAGCGGUCCUUGCUUUUACACUGUUGAAAACUAUAAAUCAAAAGCGACUGUGUUUUUAAUACACACCCCCAACCUCAGAUGCUUCCGAGCAGAAUUCAAUUUGUAAAUAAUAUGAAUGUCUAUUUAGCCUUGACUAUUAGAUCCAGUUAAUUCACUGUGUCUGACUGUGAUGUAAGCAAUACUUUGGGGUGUCUGGACUAGAGAGGAAGGUGGGAGUGUAGGAUACAAAUAGUCUGUGCUCUGUGGAAAUCCUUCACAUAAGGCUGCUAGAAUCUCUUCUGGUAAUGGAUCCUUUUUCUUCCUCAUUCAUUCUUCCUUCUCUGCAGGGUCCCACUUCUGGGUUUUCACUAAUACUCAGGUGAACCCGGGCUACCCCCGUCCUGUGUCCGAUCUUGGCCUCCCUCCCCGCACUGUCGUGGGUGCUGUUUUUGUGUGGCCUCACAAUGGCAAGACGUACCUCUUCGAAAAGGACCAGUACUGGCGCUAUGAUGAUCGGAUGGGUCGGGUGGAACAGGGAUACCCCAAGCCUGUCAGCCUUUGGAAAGGAGUACCUAAUGACCUGGAUGAUAUCACAAGCUGGAACGAGGGUAUGUUUCCGUUGAAACUGACUCCCUUUCGGAAAGUAUCAAAUGUGUCCGUUCCUGGCUGUGCUUUCCCUGACAAUAAUUGCAGGGGUGAGGAAGAUAUACUUUUUUCGUUGGACAGCUUUGCAAAUAAAAAUUAGACGACAGUUUCUUAACUGCCCUGACUGUCACUAACAGAAGGAAAUGGUUGUGGUAAUGGGGAACUCUUAACUUUCCAGGGUAAUGAAGGAAAGCCUACCAUUCUAAUGUAACCAGUUCUAAAAGAGGCUGUUGUGUGACCCAUAUGCCCAAUAGGCCUGUAGCCAGAAAUGUUAUGGAAAUGGAGGCCUUGGGAGUAUAUUGUUUUGUGUGUGCAGAGAGGAAACGCAAAAACCAGAGCAGCCAGCACUUACAUAUGGGAAGUCUGAUACAUUUAAAGUUGUUUAAUUAAAUUUUAUAUUUUAAAAAAAUCAUUAGGAGUCCCCUAUUGAACUGGCAGAGCUGCAUUUCACUGAGAAGAGAGACUAGUUGAUGCGUUAGUUAUUGUUGAUUUCUUGUUAUUGUCAAAUCUUAAAUAAAAUUUAUUAAUUAAAAAAAGAAAACCACUUUGGGAACUGUGAGCAUAGCUGUCAACUUUUCCCUUUUCUUGCGAGGAAUCCUAUUCAGAAUAAGGGAAUUUCCCUUAAAAAAGGGAAACGUUGACAGCUAUGUCUCUGAGGUGAAUAGGCAGUCUCCUAACAACUCUCAGCCCCCUUUACAAACUACAGUUCCCAGAAUUCUUUGUGGGGGGAGCCAUGACCAUUCCAGCAUCAUGCCUGUAUAUAAGUGCAGACGGCGCCUCUCUGGCUCCCCCAGCUGGCCAUAGGCAUAACUCUCUGCUUGCGUCUCAACCUGUUCCCUCCAUUCUCAGCUUUGCCUUUGUCUCUCUCUCUUCACCUGCAGGCGACACUUACUUCUUCAAGGACACCCAGUUCUGGAAGUUCACUGGUGGCAGCGUGGAGUCCGACGCCGGCUACCCACGUUUCAUUUCCCAUCACUGGCUGCACUGCGAGGGCUCUGCCACGUCCCCCCCUCCCUCCCCAAGGCAGGGGCCAGAGAAGGGGAUGUGCAUCUGUGGGGCAGCAGCCCCAAAGGCAGCCCCCGUCUUGGCCUUUGGGAUCCUGGCCUUCCUUUGGGCUGUGGCCUGCUGACCUACCUUGGGCAGCUACAAAAGUAUUGAAAGACUAAUGCACUUUAUAAUACCCAAAGGAAGGGACCUGCUGGGAAGGGAAUGUGUGGUGUCCCUCCCCAGGAACAGUCUCAGAGCCAAAGCUUUCCCUUCCUCCCCCCCCCCCCCGCCUUCGAAGGUGCUCUCACCCCUUCCAACCUGCUUGGCCCCUCUCUACUCCUCCCCACACCCCUCAAUUUCAUGCUUAGUUGUUGGUUUGUUAUAUUAAAAAAUAGGUGCUAAGACUGCUUGCAGGCCACACCCACUGACCUGAAAACUCUUCCCCCUAGUCCCAGGUAUGUGGCGACGGUCUGAUUUCUCAGGGGUGAAGGAAAUGCACUCUGUACCUGUUCAGAGGCACUAUCCUUUUUAAAAAUCAUUACUUCACACAGCGCAAGCCUGGAUUGGGGAUCAAGCCCUGCCCAGUUCAAAUCCUCCAUCUAGCCUCAGUUAUCCCCAUUGAUCUGGCGAUGCCCCUUCCUUGCCUUUCUCCCAGUGGGAGACAUACGGAGGGCUUAAUCAUCAUCUUGAAUCAGGGCUUAAGCGCAGACCUGGCACUUAAGGUGUUUUCAUGCACAUAGAGAUAGGUGAGUGGGAUUAGUGAGAAGAUGCGCUUUGUUACAAGGCCGGAGGGGGGUGGGGAGAGAUGUGGCUUUUUCCCUGCAAAUACAUCACCAAAGGUGGCUUGCUUUCUGGGUGGCGCUUGCCCACACUGUGACAAUAGCCACGUGCAAACUUGUGGUGCAAAACACAAAUCAGAGCAGCAAUGUACGCAUUCGAAAAACCUCCCUCUCCCUUCUCAGAGCCGAUGCCAAGAAAAUAUAACAAGGGUGAUUAAGUUAUUGGGUGAUUUAAAAUUUGGAAUUGGUGAGGAGGGGUCAUGUAAACAGGUGUGCCUUGGCCUCUAUUUUUAUAAUAAAAUCUUUAAAACACG